AUGUCAUCCGGACCAACUGUGCUGCCGAGCGCUUUUGGCUCCUCUGCAACACCUCUGGGUGGAGGCGGCAUGCAGCGUUCUAGCGAACGCUCGAAUUUGGGGACCUCAUCCCGAAAUGGCAGGCUUGUAUCCUAUCAUUCUCACAGCGGCCGAGCACCGCUUCCGUAUAUUAAAGAUCUUCAGGACCAGGCGGCGCAUUUGGAUGUUGACGAGAGGAGUCCGAUAUCCGUGCUUUUGAGCACCGCCGCGCAGAGUAUCCAGAAAUGCCAGACCUUGCUUGAUAGUGAUCAAGUUGGACAGGCAUAUGUUCAGUAUCUUCGAGCAUCGGAAAUAGUUGUGAACCUGAUCCCACGCCAUGCAGAAUACCGUACGUUACCAUCGCAGAAUCCCAACUUGUACGCGCAGUUUUCGAAACUCAUGCAGUCUAUCGGCCAACAACAAUCAACGAUGGAUACUAUAAAACAGCAAAUUAUAGAAGACAAUCUGGCGCACAGUCCACCGCGAAAAAACUUGGCGAGCUCAAACAAUACGGUUUCCUCAGGUGGUUAUGUUGCAUACAAACCUCCAAACGGUGUGAUCAGGAUGCCUAGCCCAACCGAUUUCCAGCGGGGUAAUACAUCGCAGCAGGAGAAUGUACAAAAAAUAAACGGUACAAUGUCUAGCCCAGAGGACAUCCUUGCGCAACGUUUUGCCAGGCUCCGGGCUAGCCAGAGCCCGUUACCUACGAAUGGAUCCGCAAUCACCGAUCAAAGUGCAUCCGUCUCAAGCAGACCCUCAUCCGGGGUUGUGACCGAUUAUCCACCUCGUCCUUCAGCGAAUUCAAUGCCUUCCACGAUGAGCAUAUCAUCCGGUCCUGGUUCUCCACGGCCAUUAGGACCACGCGCCAUGGGGACAUCCCACUACGGACCCGCGUCUCCAAAAAGGAAACCGUUAGACACAGCGAACAUAUCACUUCCCAAAGCUCCCAGUCCCGCUUACAGCCCUAUAUGGUCGGUGCCGUCACAACCAACACAGCCAAAUCCGCCUCGAAAGUCAACAGACAGCAUUCAAGCGACCAACACAAGAUACUCGCAGCUAGCUGGAUCAAGAAUGAACAGCCCCAGCAGAUUUGGCGACGACGAUAAUCCUUAUAGAUCCCGCACGCCGAACGGAGUCCACCUCGCUCAGGAGAGUAAACCCACAUCUGCCGAUCUCCCGCACAACACGACAAUCCGGGCACAACAGUUACUCGAAUACAUGCGAAGAUAUAAUGUGCUCGUAAUAGAUGUGCGUCCCCGUGAGCUUUACGAUACGGGGCAUAUAUAUGCUCGAUCUAUUAUAUGUAUCGAGCCAGUAGUGUUGAAAGAAAAUGUUUCCGCAGAGGAGCUGGAGGAGCGGUUGAUUGUCUCUCCGGAACACGAACAGUCUCUCUUUGAACGAAGAAACGAAUUCGACUUGGUGGUAUAUUAUGACCAAAACACCGACUCCGUCAGUUAUCUAGCUGGGUCUCCAGUUGGCACAUCAGCGCCCCACCUUAGGGCUCUUUACGACACUUUAUAUGAAUUCAAUGCUUACAAACCUUUGAAGGAUGGCAGGCCACCGGCAUUAUUGGUGGGAGGGUUGGAUGCUUGGGAAGAUUUGGUUGGAUCACAAUCGCUUGCGACAUCUUCUACAGCGGCGAUUAUGGGGUCGUUACAAACAAAACGUACCCAACAAAGACCUGGACGUGCUUUUGGAAGAGUACCGUCAGCAAGUGCGAAUUCUAGUCUAGAAAUCCGCAAGAGACGUCUUCGCGAGUUUACACCGCUUAACCAUGAAGAAUUGACAGCAUGGAUGGAACGUGCCAAAAACGAAGAAAUCAAGCCUGGUACUUAUCAAGGGGAUGAGGCAGGUAUACCGGAAGAAGAGAUUGAUGAAAAUGCAGUCGCAGAGCCUUCUUCUCCAUUUGUCCAUACGUAUGAAGACUUUCUUCGACGGUUCCCGGAACCACAGGCUAUUCAGCAAUCGAUGGUCGUACCCGAACCUAGGGCUCCUGUGUCUUCGACGCCGAACUAUGCUUCAUCUAUUCCAGUAGCACCGUCUCGACCACCACCUGCAAUUCCUCGACCAAGUUAUAGCGGUGUAUCUGACGGUCGACAAAUACAGCCUACCCUUGCACGUCAAAACUCUGCGACCAAAACUGCCCUUUACACCUCUAAUUCGUUUAUGACGAGACUGAAAUUACCGCGCACCGGACUGACCAAUUUUGGAGUGACUUGCUACAUGAACUCAACGCUUCAAUGUUUGAGUUCGACGGUAAUUAUGAGCAAGUUCUUCAUUGACGAUCGUUUCAGAUACUACGUCCAAAAGAACUGGAAAGGUUCGCAGGGUGUGAUGCCUGGUCUUUAUGCUAACCUGAUCCGUUCGCUCUGGAAAAAUGAUGUCGAAGUUAUUAUCCCGACUUCGUUCCGAAACUUUUGUGGUCGAUUAAACCGGGAGUGGGCGAUUGACCGUCAACAGGAUGCGAAAGAGUUUUUUGACUUCGUGGUGGAUUGUUUACACGAAGAUCUGAAUAUUAAUUGGCAAAGAACGCAGUUGCGGCCACUGACAUUCGAAGAGGAAAUGCAGCGUGAACGGAUGCCUGUGCCCAAAGUGUCGAAAAUCGAAUGGGAUCGGUACUGUCACCGUGAAGAGUCAUUCAUCUCGUCACUGUUUGCAGGACAACAUGCGAGCCGUUUGAAGUGUACAACUUGCAAGCGCACGUCGACGACAUACGAAGCGUUUUAUAGUAUCAGCGUCGAGAUACCUCACACCGGUACGGGGGACAUUUAUCAGUGUCUGCAAAGUUACUGCCAAGAGGAAAUGCUGAGUGGCGAUGAAGUGUGGAAAUGUCCAUAUUGCAAAUGUGAGCGGGUGGCCACCAAACAAAUCAUCAUUACUCGCGCACCUCAGAUUCUGGUUAUUCACCUGAAGCGAUUUUCGGCGUCGAAGACGCAAUCCGCUCGGAAGAUACAUACCCCUGUCGAUUUCCCUCUUCACGGUCUUCGCAUGGACAAUUUUGUGAUACCCUACACUCCUGCUAAUUCUGAGUCCGGCGAUCAAGCCAAUGAUAAUGGCGUGUCAGCUGCACCGCCAUCUCUCACACCUACAACACCGCCAUUCACAUACGACGCAUACGCCGUGUUGCGACAUUUGGGUUCGACGCUCAGUGGAGGACAUUACAUCUCGCUUGUACGGGAUGCACAACGACAAUGCUGGCGUCGAUUUGACGACGAGCGCGUCUCGGAUUUCAACCCGCGAGAUUUGAGGUUUUCGGAUCGUUUGCAGAACGAGCAAGCAUAUAUACUGUUUUAUGAGCGUGUUCCGGCGAAAUGAGCCGAGAAUAUCACUUGGCGACUGUUGUCCAAUUUUUUUUGGCUCUUGAUUAAGCGCUAUAGCAGGCGAUUGUACAAAAAUGCAUGGCACUUGAUUUGGUUAUGAUAUUAUGAAAGAUGGCAUAUUUGGUUCUGUUAUGUUCUUGCGUUGGAUGAUUGAAUAAAGAUACCAGUUUUCGUUG
Messenger RNA from Talaromyces stipitatus ATCC 10500, 3514 nucleotides. Its product is annotated as ubiquitin C-terminal hydrolase, putative. The record is from RefSeq and is a predicted model, not a curated record. The transcript has 3 exons. Gene Ontology annotation, cellular component: cytoplasm. NCBI's taxonomy places the organism in Eukaryota, Fungi, Ascomycota, Eurotiomycetes, Eurotiales, Trichocomaceae. Gene Ontology annotation, biological process: protein deubiquitination. Bases 1 to 3333 code for a protein of 1110 amino acids. Gene Ontology annotation, molecular function: cysteine-type deubiquitinase activity.